UGCUUCUCUGUGUGCCUCCUGGCCACUAGUUCAUCCGAGGACAUCUACUUUUACAUUUCCUCACAAUGGUAAUGGGACUUUUAUUGAGCGCUUUAUUCGUCACCGGCGCAAAAGUUUAGCGCUUUAUUUAAAAAACCCCAAACUUGAUGCGCGUUUUCGCCACGAAGAGUGAAGUUCCAUGUGGUACAAACGUGCCAUUAUGCGUGACUUUAGAUGGAUUUAACCUUCACUCACUCCGCCUGGAUUGAUGGCGCGGCUCUUGCAGCGACGGUGGCGCACAGCGGCGGAGAGAGAGGGGCGCACUUGAAUGCGUCGCGGAGAGACCGUGGUUUCAUUACCUUGCCCAGUCCGACGCGUCACACGGCAACUGAAUGUUACGCCACGAGGAUGGUUUUGGACGAAAAGGAGCGUUUAAAGAGCGUGGAAAGACCCGAGGAGGCGCGCAAUGAAGGAUGCGUGAUCGGAGGAGAGCGCAGAGGAGGAUUGGACCAAGAUUUUGAGGGACGUAUUGUGGAGAGGUCGUUCUGAUGUAGCAGCGAGGAUGGUAAAGACCAAGAGUCCAUGGAUGAGCCGGUCUGUGGGAGAGCUGGUGCCCAGACAAUUCUCUUCUCCAGCGACGACGACCACAACGGCACUCUCCGUCUGACACUGUCCCCAGGGUGGCACAUCUGCAGGAGGCUGGGGAUGUGAUGGGGUGACUGCUGACGCCCCCCCUCCCGACACCCAUCCCUUCUCUCGCAGCGUAAUAUAAACAAUGGAUCAGAAUUUCUCGACAGUCCGAGAUGGCAAGCAGCUGCUCCCGGAGAGAGACUCGUCCAAACGUGUGUUGACAGGAUGCUUCCUCUCCCUCCUCAUCUUCACCACGCUGCUUGGUAACACGCUCGUGUGCGCCGCCGUCACCAAGUUCAGACACCUGCGCUCCAAGGUCACCAACUUCUUUGUGAUCUCGCUGGCGAUCUCAGAUCUGCUCGUCGCCAUCCUGGUGAUGCCAUGGAAGGCGGCCACUGAGAUCGUGGGCUUUUGGCCGUUCGGCGCCUUCUGCAACGUCUGGGUGGCGUUCGACAUCAUGUGCUCCACUGCCUCCAUCUUGAACUUGUGCGUUAUAAGCGUUGACCGCUACUGGGCCAUCUCCAGCCCUUUUCGGUACGAGCGCAAGAUGACACCGAAGGUUGCAUGUCUUAUGAUCAGUGUGGCAUGGACUCUGUCUGUACUCAUCUCCUUCAUUCCGGUGCAGCUGAACUGGCACAAAGCUCAGACCACCAGCUACGCAGAGCUGAAUGGAACGUUUGCAGGCGACCUGCCGCCCGACAACUGCGACUCCAGCCUUAACAGGACCUACGCCAUCUCCUCCUCCCUCAUCAGCUUCUACAUCCCCGUGGCUAUUAUGAUCGUCACGUACACCCGCAUCUACCGCAUCGCCCAAAAACAGAUUCGGAGAAUAUCGGCCCUGGAGCGGGCGGCUGAGAGUGCCAAAAACCGUCACAGCAGCAUGGGGAAUAGCUCCAACAUGGAGUCGGAGAGCUCCUUCAAAAUGUCUUUCAAGCGAGAAACCAAAGUCUUGAAGACUCUUUCGGUCAUCAUGGGAGUGUUUGUGUGCUGCUGGUUACCCUUCUUCAUCCUAAACUGUAUGGUUCCAUUCUGCGAGCCCAAUUCGCCGGACCUGGCCAACGACUUCCCCUGUAUCAGCUCAACGACUUUUGAUGUGUUUGUGUGGUUCGGCUGGGCCAACUCCUCCCUCAACCCCAUCAUCUAUGCCUUCAACGCAGAUUUCCGCAAGGCCUUCUCCAUCCUGCUGGGCUGCCACCGGCUCUGCCCGGGCAGCAACACCAUCGAGAUCGUCAGCAUUAACAACAAUAUGGCCGCCUCCAAUUCCAACCAGUAUCAGCCCAAAAGUCUCAUCCCAAAGGAGGACAACCAUCCAUCUGGCUGCGUGAUUCCCCACAGCAUCCUGUGUCAGGAGGAGGAGCUCCCGACCAAGCAUGGAUGCGGUGGGGAGGCCGAGGUGGUGAGGGUAAACAAUGCCCUGGAGAAACUUUCCCCUGCCAUCUCUGGGAAUUUAGACAGUGACACUGAGGUCACGCUGGAAAAGAUCAAUCCCAUUACUCAGAACGGACAGCACAAAGUCAUGUCCUGUUGAGACAAGAGGGGAUACACUGCAGCAUGUAUGUAUACACCAAUUAAAAAAAAAAAACAAAAAGCUUACACAGAAGGACGGCAGAAUGAACAAACAUCUCCACGAACAUUCAACACAGUGUGCGAUAAACACUGACGUGGAAUUACCUUCAGAAUGUUUUCAAGUUAAGGCACUUUAACCUGGAUAUAACCAUCUGCAAAAUACCCUCAGCAUUUACACAUGAAAUCAACAGAGAAUUUCAUUAUAAAUGUUGACAAUGAUAGCGGUGCACUUGUAUACAUUUUUUUUUGCAAAGACGUAUACAUCUGCAAGUGAGUACUGUGCAAUACUGGCUUCAAAAACAACUUCAGUGAAGAGGAGAAAGAUGUAAUACUAGUAGCUAAAUUUGUCUUGUAGGUAAGUGGUCUGUAUUUGUUAAAUGGAAGAAAGUAUUAUGUUGGUAAAUGGAUUUUUUUUUGGAUCCAGUUUUUCUUCUGAAGACAAAAACUCAAUUGCCAAAGUUAUUAAGAUGAAAAUAAUGGUGCGUUUAAAGUCUUUAUUCCAUUUAGGAUGUGUUGCUUAUGUAGUUCUGAAUAUGAUUUUUCUUGUCUUUUGCGACACUUGAUAAUAAUAAUUGCUUUUCUUUCCAAGCUCACCAUGACUUGAAAUGCAUGAAAAACGCUCUUGUUGGUUCAGAAAACUAAUUUCAUCGCUGAAACAAGCCCAUGGAGAGUCAUGUUUUGGGAACCAAGUGUGACUGGGGCAGAUAGAGAAACUCUUAGUAAUGGCGGACGACUCGGUCCUGGUAUCUAAUAGUGCUCACCGGAAGUCUUUCUCCUGCAGGCUUCUUUAUCUCCCUCUAGCAAACUCCCUUAAAGACUUUACAUCCCUCAGAUUCUCAGUCAGAACUGUCCCUUUCCGCGACCUCAACUGUCAACCCCACUUUUUCACUGGCUCCAGCCGCUCUUCUUAAAAUCCUUACCCUUUAAUCAUUACAUUUUUCGCAAAAUGCCACCAGUCAUUAACUAAAAUUACAAGCGAUGUGAAAGAAAAACGGCAGGAAGAGGAGGGGAAGCCGCCACGGAGUUCACUCAGCCGGAAUUGAGGUGUCACUUAGUGACCUUUUGCAAACUUGCAGAUAUCGGAUUUUUUAAAUUGCUCAUGCUGGGAACCAUGCUGUGCUGUUGCUGCAAUGUGGAGCGUGUGGUGUGACAGCUGUUCUGUGCUCUGGGAGGAGAAUUAGCAUUGAAAAUUGGCAGUUGUACAAAAAUUAGACCCAGUCGUCCCACCGUGGCCCGUCAGCUCUUGGAAUGCCCAGAAGAGAGAGGACCUGGGGGGGAUGUGGUGGGCAUCACAUUCUCUUUCAUUGAGCUCAGUUUUGAACUGCACUACAUCCUUUAGGAAUUAUAUGUGUCUCACAGCUCGACAUAUGGUGGUUGCUGUAUGACAAUCACAUGGGUUCAACUCGAGGCCAGGGAGCUCAAUUUGGCUCAUGCUGUGUUAAGGAGGUGUGGUACAGAGAGAUUAUACAUGUCGGCUACUUCUAAAAGAUGAAAAAUUGAUGGAGAUGGAAGAUAAUUUGAUGAAAGAUGAAAAAGCAGCUGUGAGGAUGAGGCUGAAGGUAGCCGCUGGAAAUGAAAGAAAGAAAACGUAAUUGCCUGUUGAGGCCGACGUGUUCUUUUUUAAACAUUUCUAAAACUGAAGAUUAUCAUCAGAGGCUCUGUCUGUCAGUGGCUCCCGAGUCAUUUCGUUUAUUUCUGCCGCCACAAGGGGGUGUAUAAAGGUUUGCUGCCACUGUACUUUCACUAUCAGGGCUGGAUUUAAACGUGGUGCAUCUGGCUUUCUUGCUGUGAAAUGAAGAUUUUGCAAAAGCCUAACAAAAGGUGAAACAGUGCUCAUGAUGGAUUUGUCUUUCUUUACAAAACACUCAUGAUCACCCAAGAAGAUUCUGUUGUCUUGAAGAAAAACAAAUGCCUGAGCGACUCAACUUAAAUCCAACGGCUGAGUCAUUUAUAUCCGAGCAUGAAGGAAAACAUCCAAUGCAGUUAGUCUUCUUCUCUUGCUACAUGAAAAGCAGUGUUGUGCACACUGCCAUCUAGUCAGUCUAAUCAACAUUGGGAUUUCCAACAUUUUACCGGCAACAAAACCGCUCCACUGAUAUUCAACAGAUUUUUCACUUAACUUUAUAUUAGUACCAAUGAUUAUUCACGACUUUAAAUGCCUUGUACUGUUUCCUGUAUCAUAUGGCGUCUUUGUAUCUGUGAGUGUGUGGACGUUCUGUAUGUGUGGUCAUGGAGACACUAACUGUAGCGUAAAGUGCCCACAAUGUUGAGCACUUUGGCAUGCAUUUGUAAAUAUGUAUGUAAGGUCACGUCACUGUCCAAGCACCGCAUUUGUUUAAGAUGCAUGCGUGAAGAGAUUUCAACUUUAUAAAGUAUUGGUUGGUGGUCGUUGCUCAAGCGUCUUCUCUGGGGCCUUGUUGAGAAGGGCUUUUUUUUCAGACAGUUUCUCCAUUGUUUUGAUAAUAUAAUCCAGCCACUUUGGAGGUGACUGACUGGAUCUUGUGGCUGUUUCAUGAUGCUAGUGCUAGUGAAACAUAGGUCUGGAUCAGAGAUGGUUCUGUUUUGUUGGCAGGUUUACAACCAGGCUGAGGAAGAUUCCGUGGUUACUCGAUGACCAUAGAAUGCCCCCCUUCUUUAAACAUGUGGCUUGGUUUCAUUCGCCAGACUGAACUGGUCAAUCCUCUUGAUGGGUCUCGCCAUGAUCUUCUCAUCCGGUGGAAAGAAACGUUCUUGAUAUGUUGGCUGUUUGGACAGACUGAAAGUCAGGAGGUCUGGCAGGUUCCCAUGUGUCCUAGGCUGAACGCCUUUGUGAUUCUGUCCAACUUGUUCUUCAACUUAGCCGUCAUCAUUUUCCAAAUCUCUAGUGGGUACUAGUACUUUGAAAACCUGUUAAAAUCUGUCAAGGUGGCAACUCACAGAGGCAGAACUGUAGCCCAUUAUCGAGUGUGGGUGCAAUUAAAAGAGAAAUAUUUGGACGCCGCUGUCAGUGUUCCAUCUGAUGCUUCAGCGGCGCUGUCAGCUCUGAGAGCUGUGAUUGACCGAUGGUCUUCCAUUCCACUUUUACUCUCUGUCUAGGUCACCGUAUAGUCUGGGCUCUGGUUGUUUUAUGGACUGAGACCUGUAGCCAAGGCUCAGUGUUUCAAAAAUGUCGCCUGAAACACAUCGCUGAAGCUGCGACCUUGCUGCAUCGCUGCUUCCAUAUUGCAGCGAGACAGUUUGUUGCACAUGGAUUUUACAAAUCCCGGGUUCAGUGCAGGGUUUGGUCAGUGCUUUCCUUUGACAGUGACUUCAGCCAAUGUUGCUUGGUUUGACUUGUGACCAUUGGAGCUCUGGGGGGACCUUGAGAUGUGCAGACCCAGGCUGCAGGUAUAUAGUGACAACCAAACCAUCAGAUUUCUUCACGAUUCUGCCACCUGGCUUUGGUUGAACAACUUCCGACUGCUGGAAAAAGCCGGCAAACUGUCUACCGAACCUUACUCUUGCUGACCUAGCCCUCAUUGUCCUAUGGUGGCCUGUGUGGCUCAGUUGGUUGGGCUCAAACCUGCCGGUCAGAACGAACAGGGCUUCCUUGAAUUCAUAAACCUUUCUGUUGGAUUCUUAUUUCCAUAGUCAGCCAGUGUACAUGCAAGUAAUCGUACAACUAUUUGGCACCUUUAGUGUGUGGGAAUCUAAUAAAAAUAAUGAAUCUGGAAGAGUCCAAGAACCUAAGAUUAAGUUGUCAACAAAAACAUCAACAUCAGACUCACAAUUCCUCUGCUUUUUGGACCAUCAGUUGUGUCCGGAGAACACUCCUGGUCCUGCAGUGAAGGAUGGCAAAGCAACCUACUUCUCAAUAAAGCAGGAUCUGGAUAGUUUGUUCCAGCUAAGAUCAAAUUAGCUGUUAAAAAGUAAUUGAUUUUUUUUUCUUUUCGACUGGAGAAUCAAUAUUUAAUCCUGGAUUAAAUGAUCAUCUGAAAUCUACUGAGACCCAGGUCGAUGCAGUUUGACCCCUGCUGUUUUUUGACGCCUUCCCUCUGGGUUGUUACAGCAGCUCCUCGCUGUUUUCCUGAAAUAUAUUCUGGGAAAAAAACUGACAGCACACUGUUUGUCUGAGAUGCUGAGAAAGAUCGUAAAGGUUAAACUUCAAUAAUUCAGAUCUUUGCUUGCUGUUAAAAAAAGAGGCUUUAAUCCUGCGGACGGCUCUUAACAAAAUCUGACAGCAUGACAGGAAGUUCAUCAUCACAGCAGCCUCCAUUGGCAUAAUACAACAGUUAAAACAGGAUUGUUUGGGAGUGAAAAUGAAGCACAUUGGUUUAGCUGACGUUGAUGUUGUCUAUUAAUGUCACAGAAGGGCAAUAUGCAAUGAAUAAAAAAUGGAUGGUGUAAAAUGAGGUCAUGUCUUUUGGAAAAGUAGAGCUGAGCCAGAAGGCGAUUCUUGAAGUCAGGGUGACUCUCAGACGAGUUCCGCUAAGGGGUGAGUUUGUAUCGCACUUACAUGGGAAAGGAGCCUUGUCAUCAGUCUGGGAUUCAGUGCGGACCUGGAUGUUGCAAAGGUUGGAAGGCAGGAUGUAGCCACAUUAGCUUCUCUGGUGAACGAUAAGGAGGAUUACUUCUUUGUCUCUUUCGCUUGUUCUGAGUGAGGGGAUAGAAGUUAGUAGUGAAUAGAAGACAUUACUGUCCAUAGACGUGCGCAGGAGAAAAGAAACAUUUAUUAAAGUUUGUUUUUGGAUUAAUCUUGCUUCAAUACCUUUUUUUUCAGCUUAUUUUUUUUCAUAUAUUAAAAUACUAUUACUAAUACCACAACUAGGUGGUAUCUCUUUGUUCAGAUUCUUAAUGUAAUCCUGCGAUAAACCCCACAAAACUGCCGUGUAAGUAAGAAAAAUAUUUUCUAUUUUGCUAAGCCGAGAUGUGAGUGAAAGAAAAGCGUAAAUGAUGAGCAGUUUUCACAAUGUCUUAUUUGCUCAGGAAAGUAGCAGCAUUGUCUCAAUGCGUUGGGCUUGAAAAAUAAAGGAGAUUGUUUGCAUCACUUGAAAAGGAGAUGAAUAACCAACUGUCCUACUGGGAAAUGAUCUAAAACCCAUUGUGCUGCACACCAAUGGCGACGACAAUCCAACUAUUCAUAUCGACUGAAAAGCUUCAUGUGUUUGGGUAUCAGUGUGUCGGAAUUUGACUUAGCUCUCUGAGGGAUUUAACCUGAAAAUAAACACCCCAGCCAGCCCAAACAUGCCUCCAAAUGGAGUGCACACCCAGCUGGUCUCUCUCCGCUUCGAGCACGAAGCCAGCUCUCUGACAUUAUACGUUGAGCAUCCACCGUCUGCGGCGUGUGUGACCAUGAAGGCGUGAAACGCCGCUACAUGGGAGGGAGAGCGAGUUCAUCCAAUAGAACGCAAUCACUCUUCAACAAAACAUUUGAUUUUCCUGCCCUGGAAAAUCCAUCGGUAUCUGCGAGGCCGGGCUGAUGUGUGUGCGGGGGCGGCCUUUUAGCUCAAUAUGUGCCUCCACUUGUUGUGACACACUGGCAGCUAAUUGUCCUUCUGGCUCUGACCCUGGCUCCGGCUUUCGGAAUUAACUAGCAGCUAAUCUUGCGGUGGCGUUUCUCCCCGCUCCUCACCAGUUCUCAUUCACCGGACGCAAUAAAGUGCACACACUGCAGUGCAUGUGAGGAAAGCGCCCGAGAGGAGGGUUUGCUCCCGUUCUGCGCCGUCCCUCGCGCUUCGGAUGUUAACACAGAUUGAAUUCAUUAUUAAAGAGACAGGGCUUUUCUGGUUCUCUUCUGAGACUCACCUGCUGCCCUUCUAUCAUUUGGCUUUCACUCCAAGAUCCAACAUUCUAUAGUGGAAUAAAAAGAAGCUACAAUCCACAGCUAAAUUAGAGCAAUAAUCCCAAUCGUAGUAUUCCUUUUUUCAAUCCUAAUGGGAUUGAAUUGCAGAUGAAAUGUUGAGAUUUUGAGAUUUUUUUCCCAACUGCACUUUAUUGACCUGUUCUGGUCUACACUGUAUCAUACCAUACUGUCGUACACUGCGUCGUGUUACACUGAACUGCAUGGCAUACGAUCAAAUUCUGCUGUGUUCUACACUGUAAAUGACAUGCAUUAUCAAAUCUCACCCUGUUUUGUGAUGAAGAAAGAGCUGAGCCAAAAGACAGAGCUAUCGCUGAACCGGUUGACUUUGACUCCUGUUGUUUGUUUUGACUCUCAUCAAGAGACGGUGUGAGGUCAGCCAUCUGACAGGGACUCAAAGUAGAGCUGGUGCAAAUAAUACCUGGGCACUUUAUUUCAAGAUGAGCUGAAGGGCGUCGCCCUCAACUACUGCUGAAGCUCACUACAGUGCGCUGUAUAUACUGUGUUGUACAUACUUUCCUGUACUGUACUACAGGACCUAAACUAUCCUACAUAUAUUUCAAGACUAAAUUACACUGCUCUGUAUGCUACACAGUACUGUACGAAAUUUCCCUGGACAAUGAAUCACAAAGUCAGCAGUUCUUUUCCUAGUAACACAACACAGUCAUAUUCAUUGUCCAUUUUUAUUUAUAUGUGUUUGUUUUGUCAUCAGUUGUAGUGGAACUGAGAUUUGAACAUGGCGCCCGCAGAAGCAAACCCGACAGAUAAACCCAAGUUUGUUUGUCACGUACGGGAGAUUGAUAGUCAGAGAAGAGAUUUGACCCCAGACUCCUCCCCCCUCCCACCCGCCUCUCCUGGGAUCUCACCUUGUCAACUCGGUGAGUCACGCUCGGGGCAGUCACUGCCUUUACUUCAGAACACGGGGAUAUUGUUCCCAUGAGAGCAACGUUCUGCUCCAAGGAAGAAGUCGGGCGACAGCAUUCUCCUCUCAGUGUACGGGACUGAAACAAAAGCGGCCGUGAGAGAGCGGGCUGGACGCUUAGUUGGUGUCAUGAACUUUUCAGUGCCGGAAAUUCAAAUUGAACUGUUGUCUCUCUUAAAUAUUUUCAAUAACUGCAGUCUGGAUUAUUAAAUCCACAGUCCAACAACACAGAGAAGUGUUUUCCAAGCAAACCAAUGUGCUUUAUGAGACGUUUCAGCCUUGGAAUGUGACUUUUCUGAAUCAACACGAUGCUCAAUCCAACCAACAGGAAGCGCUUAUUUUUGUCCAGUUUCAUAUGACGGAAGCCAAUUGGCUUCAUUUUUCUGACUGGCUGUGAUGUUGCUAACAAUGCUAAUGAUGUAGCAUCUCGACUCAUUUAAAAUGAAUCACUUCCUUUUUCAGAAUUUAUUGAAUGUGCCAACUUUUUUGUUUUUAUCAGGCGAUAUUUGGCCUGUUUUUUUUUUUUUUUUAAAGAAAAUGCUCAAUGUGAAAAAUUAUUAAUGAUGUUAUUAUUUAUAAUUACAAUUAUUAUUAUUUUGUUCUUUUUUUCCCUCCCCAAUUUUUGAAGUUCUUUCCAAACUGAAAGUAUAUACUCUUUAUUAUAUAUAUGUUUUUUUUUACUGAUUACAAAAUACAAUAUAUAUUUCAAAGUUCCUAGAUAAUUAAGAAGAUUUAGUCAUCAUACAUAAAAGCUAAAUUCUUCAGUUAAACAGUGUAAAAAAAAAAAAAUCUUGUUUUUUCUUUUCUCCUAAAAUGUCUUUUUUCAAAACACAUUUUGGUUGUUGUUUUUUUCAAAUAACAUUUUUUGUCUGUUUAAUUAUUUCUAUUUCUAUUAAUCGUAUUAUUUAGAUUGAUGGUGCUGUUGGGUGCUUUUAGAGAAAGAAAAAAUUAUAUUGCAACAAUGCAAAUACAUUUUUUAAGGCACUUGAAAGCACCAUUGACAAACUCAAUCUAUGGAUUCUAUAAAGUGUGGGAGAUCAUUCUGUGGACACUUGAACGCACCAUUAUUGCCUCCUUCAGUUCUGAAAAGUAAAAAAAAAAAAAGUAUUUAUUUUUGUUUUACUCAUGAAGUUCUCAUUAAAAACAGAGCUAGUGUUGUGGACGCAGGGAUGCAGUAUUGUACCUGUACUGAUGUUUAAAAAUGUAGUUGUGAUGAACACAAGUGCUUUUUCAAAAAUCCUUAAUGUGUGUAGCCAACUUCAAUGCUUUUAUUGUUUGUUUUAAUUUAAUAUUGUCGGUGACUAUUUAUAUAUUUAUUUAUUUACAUGUUACAUGAACGUGAUGUCAAGAGUUCUAACCCCUGAAGUAUUUAGUUUACAGCUGGUACAGAGAAAUAAAUGUGCCCUUUCUUGUAAAUAAAGACGUGUGGCUUCAUUGGAAUCUUGCUGCUUCUCUGUUCUGCUGUGGCCCCUGCUGGAUCGGGUCGCAGGGAGAGGAUCAAUGGACAUUGAUUCGGAACAGUGACGGAUUUUUUUUUUUCCGCCCACCCCACCACCAACACCCCGAACGCUGUGUCCUCGCCGCGCUCCUGCUGCAUUUACAUAACCUGACAGCUACUUGACAACUGACACAUCCUCAACUUGCUCGCCGCCUGACUCGCGAGAUAAAGUACUGCCGCAGAUCCACUUCACAUUUGGAACUUGUUCUAAAUAAUCCCUCUGU
Synchiropus splendidus (mandarinfish) is the source of this 10637-nucleotide messenger RNA. RefSeq names its product dopamine receptor D1b (gene drd1b). Gene Ontology annotation, cellular component: plasma membrane. The transcript has 2 exons. Gene Ontology annotation, biological process: adenylate cyclase-activating adrenergic receptor signaling pathway; vasodilation; G protein-coupled dopamine receptor signaling pathway. The record is from RefSeq and is a predicted model, not a curated record. Lineage: Eukaryota; Metazoa; Chordata; Actinopteri; Syngnathiformes; Callionymidae. The coding region runs from base 755 to 2137 and encodes 460 amino acids. Gene Ontology annotation, molecular function: G protein-coupled receptor activity; dopamine neurotransmitter receptor activity, coupled via Gs.